AUGUACGGGUGCAACACCUUCUUGUCACCAUCCCAUGAACCAGCGCAAACGCACACAAUGUCCCCCGAACAAACCGCCGCAUACCUCGCCCGUUUCCGCGACCGCAUCGCCACAAUCCGCCAAAACGUAACUGUCGUCUCCCUCAAAGGCAGGUUCACAAACCCCAUUCGCCGCAGAGAUAGUCUAGGUCGCCGGGGCGACAAUGCUCGUACGGCACUCUCUGCGUCGCUGGGUCUGUACUACACCGGCAUGGAUAAAUCGGAGGAAGAUCUGAGGGAUGUGAGUCCCGUGGGGUGGGGGGAUGGAGAGGGGGAGGGAGAGGGAGAGGGGGAUGUUGACUGUGAUGGAAGGUCUGAUAGCAUGGAACCCCUACGCCAACGAGAUCGCGACUCAAGUAGGGAGAACAUCAACGACGGGACGUGGGGUGGAGAAUGGGAGUUGGAUAUGGAUAGGGAGGAAGAGAGGUUGAUGAGGUCGGAACAUCGUAUCGCGGAGGAGAGGUUGCCGGUCGGGGAUGGAGAGGGAGAGCGGGAGAUGGAUCUGGGGGCUGGGGAGUGGAAUAGGGAGGUGGCAGAGGAAGAAGCGCAGGACGAAGAAGCGCAGAACGAAGAAGCGCAGGAAGAAGAAGCGCGGGACGAAGAAGCGCAGGACGAAGAACCACCCCAUACUGCUACCCAAGACGCCGAAAGCGAAGACGAAGAGCCACCCUAUCCCGGCAGCCAAGAAAACGAAGACUCCAUCUCCCUCCCCUCAAACCCCUACCCCGAAGACGACUUCCUCCUCCCCCUAACCCGACAACCCGCGCGAACCACACCUCCCCCGCCCUUCCCCUCCCCUCCCAACCUAAUCAUCCACCCAAACUCCUCGCCCGGACUAUCGAUUCCAUCCCCCGGACUAUCGAUACCAUCAAAUCCCUACCCAGAAGACGCACCGUCCUCACCAACCUCCUUCUCCCAGCCCCCUCAACCACCACCACCACCUCGACCCACACAAUCCCCCUCCCCAUACUACCGCGCUGUAACACCGCCUACACCGCACGCCCGCUUCCCGAUAUAUCCGAGUGAUAGGACGAUUUCGCCUAUUAGUCCGUUUAAUGCGAGCAGGCAUUUGAUUUCUGCGGAGGGGACGGCGUCGAGUCAGAGUUACCGGAUUGAUUAUCGACAAGAAGGAAAUCAUGGUUACAACAAUGAUGGUGAUGGUGUAGAAGGGGGGUAUACGUAUGCGCCUAAUCAUCCUUACCACGGUAUGGACGUAGAAGGGAUGAGAGAGUAUUGGCUUGGGCUUGAGGGGUAUCAUACGGAGAGUGAGCGCAAUUUGAGGAGGAGGGGGGAAGGGAGGGGGAGGAGACGGACGGUGUCUUCGCCUGUGCAGUAUGAUCCCGAGAGGGUGUUUGGGUCUGUAGGGGAGAGUUAUGAGGGUGGUGGAGGUGAGGGCGGAGAACGGGAGGAUGAGGUUAGGCGGCGGUAUUUGGACGCUUUGACUGGUGAAGAGAGAAGGAUGGCAGAGAACGAAGAAGACGAGGAGUUCGCCAUGAGGACUUCCUCUGGGGAAACCAAUGCAGGGAGAAAGAACAUGAUGAACCGGCUCCUAAGCACCUUUACCUGUCGACCCGGAACCGUCACACCACUACACACCACCAUCCCCAUACCAAACGAUACAAACACACCCACCACCCCAAAGAAAUACACCCUAGCCUACCUCUCCCACAAAAUAAACCGCACCCAAAAAAGACAAGAAGAAGCAAAACUCCGAGAACGCCUCAUGGCCCUCCGCCUAGCCGAACCAUCUGCGCCGCGAACCCACCACAUCAACAACAUCAACAACCCCACAGAAAUCCCCGUACUCAUCCCCAAACCCAAAGCGAAGAAGAGGAAAGACAGCACACAGCCCAAUCCACCUUCUCUUGUCCCGAACCUAGAAAGUCGGACGCAGAGUGUUAUUGGUCCGCCGGUUGGGCUUUCGCAGAUGAUUCAGAGGGCGCCGGGGAGUGUUAGGAGGUUGAAGGAGUUGAAGGGGAUGGAGAGAGCGGGCAGAGAGGACCCAGACAAGAGCACUCAGGUUCAAGUCUCAGCGACCGAUUGCGGCAAACGCAACUUGAAGAUCUACCUCUGCAACAGGAUGCAGCAAGGGAGAUACGGGAUUUGA
This is a messenger RNA of Alternaria ethzedia, 2145 nucleotides long. RefSeq lists its product as uncharacterized. The transcript is spliced from 4 exons. Gene Ontology annotation, biological process: actin filament polymerization. The record is from RefSeq and is a predicted model, not a curated record. Bases 1 to 2145 code for a protein of 714 amino acids. Gene Ontology annotation, cellular component: actin filament; cytoplasm. Gene Ontology annotation, molecular function: actin binding; microtubule binding. NCBI's taxonomy places the organism in Eukaryota, Fungi, Ascomycota, Dothideomycetes, Pleosporales, Pleosporaceae.